CGUCCAGCAGCUGAUCGGUAAUCCAGAAGAAGUUUCCCCUCAGUUAGGGGGGAGCUCCACUUUGAAGCAGGAGACUCCACAACCACCCUUCAUUAAAAAGGAAGAGGAGGAACUCUGCAUCACUCAGGAGGGAGAGUGUCUUCUAGGACGAGAGGAAGCUGAUUACACCAAGUUUCCACUGAGUAUUCUCUCCGUGAAGACUGAAGAUGAUGAAGAGAAACCACAAGUAGACAACCUCGUAGCUCCACUAACAGAUAGUGAGGCUGAAGACGAGGUUGAAGAACCUUUGAGCAGUGAUACAGACUGUGAAGGUGAUAUGAGGACUCACACUGACAACAAACACUCUGAAUGCUCUACAAAGAAGAGAUGUGAAACAUGUUUGAGCUGCUCAGUUUGUGCUGAAAGUUUUACUAAAAAGAGCCAUUUGACUCAACACAUGAGAACACAUAUGGGCGAAAAACCAUUUAAGUGUUCAGUUUGUGGCAAAAGCUUUUCUCAAAGUAGCUUUUUGACUCAACACAUGAGAACACACACAGGUGAAAAACCAUUUAAUUGUUCCGUUUGUGACAAAAGCUUUUCUCGAAAUAGCUCUUUGACUGAACACAUGAGAACACACACAGGAGAAAAAACAUUUAUUUGUUCAGUUUGUGGUAAAAGCUUUUCUCUAAAUUGCCGUUUGACUGAACAUAUGAGAACACACACAGGUGAAAAACCAUUUAAGUGUUCAGUUUGUGGCAAAAACUUUUCUCAAAAUAGCAUUUUGACUCAACACAUGAGAACACACACAGGUGAAAAACCAUUUAGUUGUUCAGUUUGUGGCGAAAGCUUUUCUCGAAAUUGCCGUUUGACUCAACACAUGAUUACACACACAGGUGAAAAACCAUUUAAAUGUUUAGUUUGUGGCAAAAGCUUUUCUCAAAAUUGCCGUUUGACUCAACACCUGAGAACACACACAGGUGAAAAAUUAUGUAAUUGUUCAGUUUGUGGCAAAAUCUUUUAUCAAAAUACCUCUUUGACUCAACACAUGAGAACACACACAGGUGUAAAACCAUUUAACUGUUCGAUUUGUGGUGAAAACUUUUCUAUUAAGAGCCGUUUGACUGAACACAUGAGAACACACACAGGUGAAAAACCAUUUAGUUGUUCACUGUGCUGUAAAAGGUUCACAUAUAAUGCAGAUGCAGUAAAACACAUAAGAACACACAAGGCAAAAUAA
This is a messenger RNA of Entelurus aequoreus (snake pipefish), 1216 nucleotides long. Its product is annotated as zinc finger protein 33B-like. The transcript has a single exon. The record is from RefSeq and is a predicted model, not a curated record. Bases 317 to 1216 code for a protein of 299 amino acids. NCBI's taxonomy places the organism in Eukaryota, Metazoa, Chordata, Actinopteri, Syngnathiformes, Syngnathidae.